Molecule: messenger RNA, 1857 nt
Organism: Orycteropus afer afer
Lineage: Eukaryota; Metazoa; Chordata; Mammalia; Tubulidentata; Orycteropodidae
Gene: CUL1
Product: cullin 1
Exons: 16
Coding region: 1-1857 (618 amino acids)
Biological process (GO): SCF-dependent proteasomal ubiquitin-dependent protein catabolic process; protein ubiquitination
Cellular component (GO): SCF ubiquitin ligase complex
Molecular function (GO): ubiquitin protein ligase binding
Source: RefSeq, a predicted model, not a curated record
AUGUCAUCAAACCGGAGCCAGAACCCCCACGGGCUGAAGCAGAUCGGCCUGGACCAGAUCUGGGACGACCUCAGAGCCGGAAUCCAGCAGGUCUAUACCAGGCAGAGUAUGGCCAAGUCCCGGUACAUGGAACUCUACACCCACGUGUACAACUACUGUACUAGCGUACACCAGUCAAACCAGGCUCGCGGGGCCGGAGUCCCACCCUCCAAGUCAAAGAAGGGGCAGACACCUGGAGGAGCCCAGUUUGUCGGCUUGGAGCUAUACAAGCGACUAAAGGAGUUUUUAAAGAAUUACUUGACAAAUCUUCUUAAGGACGGAGAAGAUUUGAUGGAUGAGAGCGUCCUCAAGUUCUACACUCAGCAGUGGGAAGACUAUCGGUUCUCUAGCAAAGUGCUGAACGGGAUCUGCGCCUACCUCAACCGACACUGGGUCCGCCGCGAGUGUGACGAAGGGCGGAAGGGCAUCUACGAGAUCUAUUCACUUGCAUUAGUGACUUGGAGAGACUGUCUGUUCAGACCGUUGAAUAAACAGGUAACAAACGCUGUUUUGAAACUCAUUGAGAAGGAAAGAAACGGCGAGACCAUCAAUACGAGGCUGAUUAGUGGAGUUGUACAGUCGUACGUGGAACUGGGGCUGAACGAGGAUGAUGCAUUCGCCAAGGGCCCGACGUUAACUGUGUACAAAGAAUCCUUUGAGUCUCAGUUCUUGGCUGACACGGAGAGAUUUUACACGAGAGAGAGCACUGAGUUCUUGCAACAGAACCCUGUCACCGAGUACAUGAAGAAGGCCGAGGCCCGGCUGCUGGAGGAACAGCGCCGUGUCCAGGUGUACUUGCACGAGAGCACCCAGGAUGAGCUGGCGCGCAAGUGCGAGCAGGUACUCAUCGAGAAGCACCUGGAGAUCUUCCACACCGAGUUCCAGAACUUGCUGGACGCCGACAAGAACGAAGAUCUGGGCCGCAUGUACAACCUCGUGUCCAGGAUCCAGGAUGGCCUGGGGGAGCUGAAGAAACUCCUGGAGACACACAUCCACAACCAGGGUCUUGCUGCGAUUGAGAAGUGUGGUGAAGCUGCGUUAAAUGACCCCAAAACGUACGUCCAGACGGUGCUGGACGUGCACAAGAAAUACAACGCCCUGGUGAUGUCCGCCUUCAACAAUGACGCCGGCUUUGUUGCUGCACUUGAUAAGGCCUGCGGCCGUUUCAUCAACAACAACGCAGUGACCAAGAUGGCACAGUCAUCCAGCAAAUCCCCGGAGCUGCUAGCGCGGUACUGUGACUCCUUACUGAAGAAAAGCUCCAAGAACCCGGAAGAGGCAGAGCUGGAAGACACACUGAACCAAGUGAUGGUUGUCUUCAAGUACAUCGAGGACAAGGAUGUGUUCCAGAAGUUCUACGCAAAGAUGCUGGCCAAGCGCUUGGUGCACCAGAACAGCGCGAGUGACGACGCCGAGGCCAGCAUGAUCUCCAAGCUGAAACAAGCCUGUGGCUUUGAGUACACCUCCAAGCUCCAGCGUAUGUUCCAGGACAUUGGUGUGAGCAAGGACCUGAACGAGCAGUUCAAGAAGCAUCUGACCAAUUCUGAGCCCCUCGACCUGGACUUCAGUAUCCAGGUCCUGAGUUCCGGGUCAUGGCCCUUCCAGCAGUCCUGCACGUUUGCGCUGCCCUCUGAGCUAGAGCGGAGUUACCAGCGAUUCACAGCUUUCUACGCCAGCAGACACAGUGGCAGGAAGUUGACGUGGCUGUACCAGCUGUCCAAAGGGGAAUUGGUGACUAACUGUUUCAAGAACAGAUACACUUUGCAGACGGGCGAGGAGCUCGAGGCGCUGCAGUCCGUGUGCUCUCUCACCCCUUGA